AUGGGUCAUGAGGCUCCUUUGCGAGUGGCCGUCGUUGGCACUGGCUUGGCCGGUCUGACUACUGCGUACCUUCUGCAGAAUGAUGAAAGACAACGAUAUGCUGUUACGCUUUUCGAGCAGGCGGAGAGCCUUUCCUUCGACUCUGCCUCGGUCGCAGUACGAGAUGAACGGUCUGGCGACGUCGAACGGAUCGACCUGCCGAUGCGCGCACUCGCUGGAGGAUAUUACCAAAACGUGAUGGGGAUGUAUGACCACUUGGGGAUCCCGUAUCACCCCGUCCGGUUUCUGUUCUCAUUUGUGAAAGCCUUGCCGCCACGGAAGCACGACCCCACCGUUGGGAAGACCGGUGGAGGAAACCUCGAGGGAGCUGGCGGAGUGCCGGGAGAAUACUUCGUUCAUGCCUCGAACUUGCACCAGAUUCCUCCCUGGCCGGGGAGUCGCGGGAUGGUGUCGCAUUUCGUCGAGAUCCUGUACCUGAUCGUGUGCCAAUUCUGGUUCACUGUCGCGUGUUUCUUGGUGCGGCCCAUAACCGAAGGCUGCGAUCGCGCAGAGUCGCUGGCGGAGUAUCUCGAGAGGAUAUGGCUGCCGCGUCGAUAUGUGACACAUUACCUGCUUCCUCUCAUCAGCAGCGUGUCGACAUGUUCACACGCAGAGCUGUUGGCGUUUCCGGCGAGCGACGUGGUCAUCUAUAAGAAGAUGUCGCACGGUCAGCAGCACUACACUGUCUGCGGAGGGGUUCACCAGGUGGAAUCGAGGUUGGCAAGGGGAAUGAGGGACGUUCGAUUGGGGGCGCGAGUGGUCGAAGUGGCGUCAACAACGAGCGGAAAGGUGAGGAUCACCUGGCAGUCGACACGAGAUGGGAACGGGUCGGUUUUGGAGGAUGAAUUCGAUCGGGUGAUUCUCGCCGUAUCGCCGGACGUCGCCGGGAAGAUCUUCAAGCCGCUUAGCAAGACACUCGGCAAGAUCCCGACGAUCCGUGUGGAGAGCUCAAUCCUUCGGCCGGCUAGCACAGCCGCGAGCGAUGUUUUCAGUGUUACCGAAGAUGUUGGCGACGGUCCGAAAACUUGUGCGCACCACAAAGGCAGCACGAUGCCGUCUCAGGCGAUUUGCCUCAGAACCGACUUCGGCAAGGAGGCGCGAACAGAGGCUUUGCAUACUAUGCCUGGAGGAACGGUGGUCAGCACUUGCUCGUUGAAUCCUGCAGCUGAAGCUAAGAGAGUAUUGCGGACGGCGAGGUUCACCCGAACCCUGCGGACGGUCGAGAGUAGAGCUGUGAUCCAGGCAAUCAUGAAGAGCGAUGGAAAGACGGACAAGAAGACGGAAGCGGAUGACGGGGCAGCGUGGGUGAACGGAGAGGAUAAUGUCUGGCUAACGGGAGCCUGGUGCUGGGAUGGAAUGGUCCUUCUUGAAGGUUGCCUGAUCUCUGCGAUGAGAAUAGCUGACGACUUCGGCGUUCAGCAGCAGCCACUAUCGACUGUGACAACAUGGAUAAAAUCCUUCGACUUGAAGACCCAUGUUCUCACAGUAUCCGCCGGAGGCGCUGGCGACGUCUGUCCUACAAUGAGGUCACUAUUCACUCUUCAGUCGGAUUUCUUGCUUGGUGCUUUAAGCGGUGUCUUAUUUUUUGUCUUCAUCACACUCAUCUUAGCCACUCUUUUCCUGCGCAAAAAUGACAUCUAUAAUGCCGACCAUUGGAAGCUCAAUGUGAAGGUUCCAUUCACCACCACCAUGUGGAUGAACUUGGGAUACUGGUCGAGCCACGACGGACAACCCAUCCGCGACUUCGAGCAGGCCUGUCGGGGCCUUCUUCAAGAAGUUGUCGCCUCAUCCGGCAUUCUCAACAACAUCACAUCCUCGAAGCUGGCGAUUCUCGACCUCGGCAUCGGCUGUGGUGACCAGUCCCUUGAACUCGCCCGUCUCCUCCGCCAAAGCGAAUGGAAAGGGUAUCGUUACGUGGGCCUCACACUGAACGAGACUCAGUUGCGAAUCGCUUCAUCCAAGAUGCUUCAUGGGCUCCAGUCUGACAAAGAACGUGAGGCGGUUCAAGUCUUCCAGGCCGACGCCGCGAAACCUGAGAGUUGGGCGCCAGACACUAAGGCUGCCGUCGAGUCUCUGACAAGAGAUCGACGUGAGAGCUAUGAGACAUGGGUUCUUGGCCUCGACAGUCUGUAUCACUUCUUUCCGUCGCGCCGCCCGAUCUUCAAAUAUGCGGCCGCAAGUCUCGACGCCAAUUUGAUGGCUUUUGACUUGCUUCUGAGCGAAACUGCGUCUUUCACAGAGAGGCUUGUGGUAAAGUUGAUCAGCUUGGGGAUGAAAUGCCCCAUCAAUACGUUUGUGACGGAAGAGGCCUACACGAGACAGCUGAGGGAAGCAGGAUAUGAUGAGAAGCAGACGCAGUUUCGCGACGUCACUGACCAUGUCUUUUCCGGACUGGUCAGGCACAUCAACGAACAAGAGAAUUUUCUGAAACCAUACGGAAUCUCAAUUGCCAAGUACAAAGUUGCCGGGAAGUUGUUUGUGUGGUUUGCAAGGUCCAAGGCGCUGAGGGCAACGAUUGUCGUGGCGCGGAAGAAGCCCAAGGCAACAUGA
This is a messenger RNA of Colletotrichum karsti, 2589 nucleotides long. RefSeq lists its product as uncharacterized. Gene Ontology annotation, molecular function: oxidoreductase activity. NCBI's taxonomy places the organism in Eukaryota, Fungi, Ascomycota, Sordariomycetes, Glomerellales, Glomerellaceae. The transcript is spliced from 5 exons. The record is from RefSeq and is a predicted model, not a curated record. Bases 1 to 2589 code for a protein of 862 amino acids.